AUGACCAAAUGUCUGCAUCUGGAAGAUGCAAAAUACAAUACAGAAAACAUCUACGUUCCACUCCCUUCUUGCUCCAACAGCAGCAUCUUCCCUGUCUUCCUCUCCCAUCCAUACGUGUUUUUGUUUUUAAAUAAGAAUUCCUCAUUUGGCAGGCGAGCUUUCCCCGCGCAGGAGCCGUCCAAUGGUCGCGUUUCACCAGCCCAGGUGUUGACGGCUUUAAAGUCGUUUAAUAAUGGUUCAUCGGGAGGCCUUGAUGGCUUGAAGCCUCAGCACAUAAAGGAUUUACUUUCCGGUCCGACGCCCACCGAUGAAUUGUUAAAUAACCUCACCCGGUUUGUAAAUUUGUUGUUAUCUGGGGUCUGCCCUCCCGCGGAACCGUCGGGCAUUGCGGCGCACGACGGUAAGCGCCCUGACGGGUGUACCUUGAUUCCUUGGAGAGCCGGCAGGUGCUUGGCUUGGGACGUUACCGUUCCGGGCACCUCUGCUGAGCGUUACGUGCAGCUUACUAGCAAAGAAAGCGGUUUGGCUGCAACCAGGGCAUCUGACGAGAAGAUCAAGAAGUACGACGGAGCUCUCCCCUCGAUGGAGUUUUUACCAAUUUGUAUCGACGUCCUCGGCCUCAUGGACCGUAACACCUCCGGGUUUUUCAAUCGGAUUUGUAAAAAUAUCAGUAUUAGGUCAGGCGAUAGUAGGGAAUAUUUUUUCGCUAUGAAUAAUAUCUCGUGCAUUCUGCAGCGGUUUUUGCGCGUCUGUGUGUUGGAAAAUGUGGAGUUAAAUGCCGACGGGGUUGAGUGA
Messenger RNA from Helobdella robusta, 795 nucleotides. RefSeq lists its product as hypothetical. The record is from RefSeq and is a predicted model, not a curated record. NCBI's taxonomy places the organism in Eukaryota, Metazoa, Annelida, Clitellata, Rhynchobdellida, Glossiphoniidae. The transcript has 3 exons. Bases 1 to 795 code for a protein of 264 amino acids.